Geodia barretti is the source of this 7612-nucleotide messenger RNA. Lineage: Eukaryota; Metazoa; Porifera; Demospongiae; Tetractinellida; Geodiidae. The record is from the annotation of a GenBank genome assembly.
UUCUCGCACUGGGCUCAACGCUGCAAGAUCCCGCCGUGCCCCAACUGCCACUUCAGUCGCAAGUCUCGACGUUUUGAGCGUUUCCCUUCCAACUGUGAGAAGUGUGGGUUCAAGCUCCCGUACGAUAUGGCAGAGCAGCAGAGCUCGGGGAUGGCUGUGGAGGAAGGUGAUGGCGUGGAGAGCGUGGAAAGCAGCAGUACUUCUGCUAGGGUCACACCCGACCCGUCAGAACUAGAUGGAAUUCCCGGCGAGUGGAGUGAAGGUAAGCCCGAUGUCUUUGACAAUGCAGAAUACGAGGAGACGACAGAAAUGGAGGAAGGGGUCGAGGAGAAGAAACACGGUAAGGGGAAAGGUAAACGCAAGAGUCGGACCGAGGCUGUGGUGAUCUCAACCGACAUGACAAGUGCGGUACCACAGAGUCUUAUUCCUCAGAGUCUUAGUAUGGAAGGCACUAUCAUGGCAACCACACGUAGUGGGAGGGCGUACAAACAAACUACCUCACCUGAGGCAGUUUGCGGUAGCAAGAAAGUCUCAAAAGGUUCAGUGCAGGCUGACACAGAACUGUCACCACAGCCAAGUGCCACACCUUCUAUUAAUCAGGGGGCAAGUGUAUCUGAAAAAUCAAAGGAGGCACCAGUCACUGAUCCCAAGUCUCCUGCUACACUAGCAACUACCUCCUACACCCAGGAUAACCAACCUUUCGAAGACACUCUGUUCAUGAAUGCAGCACCAUUGACUUCAGUGGGAGUAGCCGAGCAAGGUGCAACAGUUAUUUCUACUUUGGUGGAAAUUUCCAGAGCAUCACUGGCUACUGCAUUCGGAGGAGUUGCUACCAAGACAGCAUUUUCCUCAGUUCAAACAGCAGAACAAGGCGCUUCCAACACACCACUGUCUACUUCAGUGGAAGAGGUCAAACAAGAGAAUUCCAAUGAGUGUCUACGAAUGGAUGAGGUGGCAAAUACCACUCAGCCCCUCUCUACAGCCACAACACCCCAGCCGCUCUCCCCAGCACCCCUGCCAGUCUCCCCAGUUACAACACCUGACUCUCCCUCCCCUGCCAUCUCCCCAAUCCCAGAACCCCAGCCUCUCUCCCCACCAGCUACUGCCACAGAGACCAGUACAGCAGCUCCACUGGAGGCAGAGUCAGUACAACCACUAGAGCCAACCCUGUCCCCACCACAUACCAAAGCACCACUACCACUUACACUGUCACCACCACAGCCACCAGAGGAGCAGCGAAACGAAAAAGUCCAGGAGUUGGAUAAAAAUAACCAAAGCUCUGGUGGGUCUGCUUUGUUUGUGGACCAGGAAGUGCAAGUUGUUCCCUGCGGUGCAUUACAACUCGAGCAGUGCCCAAGUAUACCCAUGAAACUCCCACCUACAUCAGUUGGACUUAGUAUUGAUGUUGCGGCUGAGAGUCGGGGAGAAGAGGCAAACAACAGAGGUGAGACGACUUGUGCAUCUGCAUCAGACGCUGCUGAGCAAACUCAGAGAGAGACCAACGGUUCGAGUUACAGUGAACCGCUUCCCAUGGCAGUAGACCCUUUAUUUCCACCAGUUUCCCAGCCACCGUUUACACUCAGCAGUGCCGUGCAAACAGACAGAAUUACCGACGGGGGUGACGAAAAAGGAGAAAAGGGAGAGAGUGAGGAGGUGGAAGUGUUUUCAAACAUCAGCAGGAGUUUGCCAUUUCUCCGCUCGGUGCUGAGUCAUGCCCAGGGUGUCAGUGAACAGGGCGGAGCUCUCAGUGCAACCUUCAAGGACGUGGCCACCUCCACAACUACUGCUACUGCCAGCGGUGGGUCCCUAGGUUUGCCUGUGCUCUACACGAGUAACCUGCAGGGCCUGGAAGACCAGGGAAAGUCUCAGCCAAAUCAAAACUCUUCCACAGUCUCUUCAGCUGCGAGCAGCAACUUUCCCAUUCUGUCUACUGCGAGUAUGGAUAUUCAAACUAUGUCCAUCACUGAAGCCUGCACCAUAACCACCAACGCCCUAGUUUCAGAGACUUCUGUUUCCAUACCAGCAGCCACAGAGAGUGUGGCUCCACCAUGUGAUGAUAUGGUGGUCACUGAGAGUGGUACUCUCCCUCCUGCCACUACAGCAACCCUCAACUCUGGCCGACCAGAUCCUCCCAAGAUAACUGCCAAGCCGGCACAGAAACAAGGGAAGGGGAAAGGAGCUGUGGGGAAAGACGGAAAGCCACUCACGUCCAGGAAGAGGAAGCAGCCGAAGUUGCAGGAGAAAAAGGAGGAGACGAAACAGAGCAAACCCAGAAAGCCCAGAACCAAGAAGUCCAAGGUAAUGACAGCAACACCCCCUACAGUAACGGAGGAGCAGUCGACUGCAGCUAUUUCGAUGCUUGCAACUUCAAUCGCUCAGGAACUGCAACGCAAACCGAGCAUGUCCCCCUCGAUUGUCCUGGGGCAACACCCCAAGCACUCUUUCUCGCAGUACUUCUACACAGAGGAUGGAAAGCUAGGAUCUUCACUUGGCCCUGCCGGACCCAGUGGCUCUGGGUUGGGUGAAGGACCCAAGACGUCUUCUACCAAGCGAUCUCCCUCAAAGCUGAAGGAGUCGCAAGAGCCACCUCUCAAGAAGAAGAAACUCGCUACAAUUGCACCCAACAACCCACUGACGUCGACGGCAAGUGCCCCUGGGGGUCCCAUGGGGCAGCUUCCACUGAAAAUACCCCAGCUCUGCCACCAGCUAGCCAGCACCCUCAGAAUGUCCUCUUCGGGUAUCCUCUCUCUUCUGCAGACAGUUCUCUCCACUCAAAACCCCAGCAUCGCAGGUAUUUCUGGUGGCGGCAUUGUCAGUAGUGCCGGCGGGACCUCCCUAGUUGCGUGUAGUCCGUCUUCUUCCGCCGCCUCCAACCCGCUCGCUUCAAACUUCUUUCCACCCCUCACAAUGUCUUUCCAGUCCUUGGCUGCGGUGCUGUCCAACAUGCCAAUAGCCACUGCUCCCAUCAGGCUCUCUGGUACACAGGUCACAGCUCGACCACUGCUUCCCUCCACCGCCACAACAUCUGCAACUCAAACCUUGUCCACUACCACCUUCAUACCUACGACUACGGCUGCACUGCCACUGGCUCUACCCACCAUGUUCCCCUCCCUGGGCCCACCAGGCUCCGUACCUGGGGAACAGCUCUUGGCUCAGAACGAGGCAUCCGUCGGAACGCAGACCGCAGUUAAGAUGGACACCCUCAAGUCCUUCAUGCCGGCUAUAUCCAGCUCUCUCUCCCCGCAACUCCUCACUCUUCCCAACCCUCCACAGCUGACAGCAAAUCCCACGAACCUCCCUCCUCUCCCUCCUCCUGCUCCACCAUCGUCCCUGGUACCCAGAGACCUCAAGCCACUCUUCCAGUCCGUCCUCUUUGGCCAGCAACCACCGCCACCCCUCACUUCAACACCAGAGCUUUUCCUAUCCUCGACUACCACCUCGACUGCAGCCGUUCCUCUUCCUGUGAUCCAAUCCAACAUCUCGUCCUCCUCUUCCUCCUCGUACGUGACACUUCCCAUGACCAGUGCCCCAAUUUUCACCUCCCUUCCCUUUCUUCCUACUCAUACAAACGUCCUCCCCUUUCCUACCGGGACCAAUGUCACGCUACCUCAGAUGCCAUCUGACCCCGGUGUGCAGCCUCUAUUGAUUUCUUCUCUCCCUGAACCCUCCUCAACGAACAGCGCUCCCUCCCAAGCUCUUGCUGGGCUGGGCCUCCUUCCUCCUCCACCACACCUUCUACAACCCCCGUACCCUCCUUCCUCCCGUUCAUUUCCCCUCACCUCUCACGCACUCGAUCCAGGGGGCGAACCCUCCUCGUCAAAUCCCCUGUUUGCUACUUCCCAUCACCUCACGGCCCCAGCCCCACUCAUCCCUUCCCUGUUGAGACCGGGGAUCAGUUCAGGCGCCGUCCCUGGCAUGGCCGGCAGUAUCUCCAGUGGCUUGCCACCUCUUGGCCAUCAGCAGGUCAUCUACACUCAGAGCAUCACGUCACCGAAAGUGUGCCCAGGACUCCAGCCAUCCUCCUCCACUACCACAUCUGUAGACUCUAACCUUCAGGUGCUGGUAACAAACGUGCAGUCACGUAUCAAUGAAGCCCUGUCCAAGAGCGCACCAGAAUCAAAAGCCUCUGAACCAGCAAUACCGCUGCCACAUGUCCCCGCACCUGUUACCACCACCGCCGCAGUUUUCCCCCCUGUUCCGCCACCUUUGACCCCGGGUCCUCCGCUGUCAUUUGUUUCAAAGGGACCAAACAGCACUAGCCACGCUCAGUACCUCAUGCCACACCCUCCCCCACAGAAAAAGAGGGGCGUGGUCAUCACCAAGCUCGCCGGACCCAUCUCGACUGCACUGAGCCAUGCCGGGGACCGCAUGGGGCGAGAGGGGAGUCGACAUAGCAGCACCAGCAGUCUCAAGAGUGGGGACGACCCUUUAAUCCCCGUCCAAUCAGUCAAGGGCUCCAACUCCUCACACCAGUGACCCUCAAGAGGGGCAGGAGGGGCAGGGGCAGAGUAGCGAGACGGGGCACAAGCCAGCGGGAGGAGGAGGAGGAGAGAGGCGAAGAAGGAGAAAACCGGUCCUGAAGGAGUUGUCUGGAUAUGACGUGGAGGAGGGUGCAGAUGACGACGACAUGUCUACGUCGACGACCAGCUCGGUACACGUCCCCGGACCCUGUUUCUCCGUCUAUGAACUACGGAACAAACUGUUUAUGACCCUGUCUCCCAAUGCCGUGUACAUAUACACCUACAAGAACCAGAUCAAGAGCUUCAAACUCCCCAUACACUGGGUGUACAUUUUGAAGAGGAUGGGAGGAAUGCUUGAGUCAUGUCACACGUGUCGACUGAUGGACCUGGAGCAUGUGCGUGGCAUGUGCACCCACUACGGUCUGUCCCUCCCUGACACCCUCGACUCCCUCUGUCGCAACGAACUACCCAAAGGAAGGAGAGUGAUAGACCUGAGCAGCAUAGAGCCAGAGAGCCUGGGUCCACUCCAUCUGGAGGAGAUCCCACUCUGCUCAUUCACGGAGAAGGGCCGACCCUACAAACCCAAGUCGAAGAAGAACAAGAAGAAAUGGAGGAAAGACGAGGAGCACAGGAGCAAGAGGAAGGCAGAUAUGGUUGACCAGGAGACUAGGAGGAGCAGUGGGAAGGAUCAGGGGGGAGAGGUAAAGGAGAGUGUUGGUGGUGGUGGCAGGAAGGUACCCAAGGCCUCAACCAGCAGCUCUGUGGGUGGUGAGAGGGAGCUGCUGGAGGGAGAAGAGGAGGUGGAGGGAGAAGAAGAGGGGGAGAGGGAGGAAGAGGAGGAGGGAGGAGAGAGGGAGGGUGGGGCGGGAAACUGGGCACUGAACAAGAAGGAAAAGCACCACAAGCUUGGGAAACGUUCCCCUCCGCCACUCAUCAAACGCCCACUCUCACCCAUAUCAAGCAGAACCAAGAAGAAGCCGUGUCCAUUCUGCGGGGCCCAGGUCCUCAAACGGAGCAAGAAGUGCAGCGCCUGCAAUAAGAACUUUGGAGUGUACACGUUUGGUAGGAAGCAGUGUUUGUACUGCGGGCGAGUCAACCUGGCCAGGAUGGCUCGUUGUAAUGAGUGUGGACAGAGUCUGGACAAGGCCCCCAGUGCUAGACCCAAGGAAGGAGAAGAGAGUUGUGUCUCUUCCUACUCGUCACACAAGAGGUCUGACUUCAUCUUUGGAGUUCGGAAGCGACGAAAGGUUCACAGCGUACCACUGGCCUUCUCUGGUGGGUUCUACUCUGGCUACCACAGCCACCAACACCAGCAGCACCAGCAGCUAGCCUCCUCCUCUCCCUCCACCUCCUCCUUCAAGAUGAGAAGGAGUAAUGAGCAGUCUCCAGUGGAAAGUGGUCAUGGUGCCCCAGGUGAGGUGGUGAGUGACGAGGAGGAGAUGGAGGAGGGAUGGAGAGAGGAGGGAGGAGGAGAGGAGGGAGGAGGAGAGGAGGGAGGGGAGGACACACAGGAGGAAGAGGUGCUCACCAAUAAGACACCCGCUACUGACGGAGAGACUGCCGUCAAAACCAAGACAAAAUCACGGACGAAGUCGACAUCUUUGUCUAAUCCUAAGCAAGCAGGUUACCGGUAUGGCCAUAUUCCGUGGGCUGAUGCAGAUAUCACCGUACUAGUGGACGAGAAGGGAGUUACCAAGUUCUGUUUGCAAGAGCUCAUAGCAAAGGUAAUGGCAGGACACACAAAGGCAGAGGUGUUUGACAUGGUACGUGACCUGGACCUACCUCUAGAGCAAGGCAACCUCCAGCUCCUCAAGAAACUACAAGCUCUAGGACUCCAUGCUAACAGGUCUCCGAUGUGUAAGCUGAUAGCCACAGAGGAGCUGUGGUUGCUGCUGGAUGCCCUCCAGGAACCUGUGCCUGAGGAGGUCCACCAGCACCUGGAGAAUAUCAACACUUCCUCCACCCCUCUACUGGUGAGUUACCUUCACCACCCCUCACUGUCUCCAGGCAGUAUUUCUAUACGUACUGCGGCAGUGGUGGCCACAGCUCCGCCCACCACCAACAGCGCCGAGGAGGAAGAGCAAACUAAAUCAUUUGAGUCGACUCUGCACGAGAUGCAGUGCAGUGACGGACAGUACAUAUCAGUCCUCCGCAAGUGGAAUGGAGAGCAGUAUGUCUGCCUACCAGAGAUGUGGCGGAAAUACUUCCCUGAGGUGAACCGUAACCAUCUGUCCAGUGCCCUGCGUCGACUGGAGCUGGAGACUCUCAUGCCAACUGCUCAACAGGCCACUCUCCUCAGAUCUGCCCAAGUCAUCUCCAUCAGGGGUGCCCCGGGCCGACUGAUGAAAUUGGAGCACAUGCAGGCGCUGUUGGACGACUUCUGCAUUCCUCUCCAGCUGGCUACUGGCAGUACCCAGGAACAUGACCCAGCCAGCAAGGACAAAGUAAAGCAGGCCGUCUCAUCAGCCAGUACUACUGGUGUCCUGAAGCCAGUGAGCAGUCGACCAGUUGGCAGACCAAGGCUCCACAUUCCUCAGUCCUCACUGCCUCCCGGGAAGGUCCUGGCCUCCAGAGAGGAUAUGGAGUAUGCCCAGUGUAUGAGGAAUGUGCUGACAUCGGUCAAUAGCAGCGAUCUGGUGGCCCUACUGGAGGAGACUCGACUGGAGUCUGAGCAACAGGCAGACGUUGCAGACUCCCAUGCUAACGACGUGGACUCCCAGCUGGACAGACUGGGUCAGCUGAUACACACUCGCCGAGAGCUAUCCACCGUCCUCUCCCGCGAGAUGGGUUUCGUCAAUGCUUCGGCCCACGGGUACAUGUCCGAGGUCGUACGAAUCACUCACACGGAGAGACAAGUGCUCCAGAACCUCGAUACACUGCUCAGCUCACUGAAAAUUUCCCUCCUCUAGCUAUAUAUCACCACCUCCCUCCCUCUCCUAUAUUAUUCCCUUCUCUCUUUCCUUGUGUUAUAAAAAAAUUAAUAAUGUGCUCUAUUAUUGGUGACCAUGUAUGCGGAAAGCAUGGUAUAUACGAGCACGUGUUAGCUAAGGCUACUAUAGUCACUGAAGAGUGAACUAUAAAGCCUUAUAAUGAGCCACUUUAGAGCAGGGAAAUCCACCCGCACUGGCUGCUGCCACCAACACUGGCUUGGA